This is a messenger RNA of Protopterus annectens (West African lungfish), 2804 nucleotides long. Its product is annotated as prostaglandin E2 receptor EP2 subtype-like. The record is from RefSeq and is a predicted model, not a curated record. The coding region runs from base 233 to 1291 and encodes 352 amino acids. NCBI's taxonomy places the organism in Eukaryota, Metazoa, Chordata, Ceratodontiformes, Protopteridae. Gene Ontology annotation, molecular function: prostaglandin E receptor activity. The transcript is spliced from 2 exons. Gene Ontology annotation, biological process: adenylate cyclase-activating G protein-coupled receptor signaling pathway; inflammatory response; cellular response to prostaglandin E stimulus. Gene Ontology annotation, cellular component: plasma membrane.
GUCACUGGCCGGCAGGCAGGGAAAUGCUUUGUUCGUGUGUUCCAUCUGUUCUUAUUUCAAACAUGGCAUGGCAGCUUCCUGAGCCGGUAUGUUUGUCUUUAACCCAUAGCUGAUGCCCACAGGGUACGUAGAUUCGGAGCAUGCAUAACUGUCUGUGAUCGAUUCCCAAGCAGGAUGGAGCUGGGAAACUUUGAAAUAACCUGAUGAAGACUAGUUUUCUACCGCUGUUUCCAUGCGUCCAGUUAGGAUGAUCUGUAAUUCCAGCUUCUCACGUUCAGCGGUAGAGUCUGGAGAGGGACCGGCCACCAGUGCUGUAAUGUUCACUGUUGGCUUUGUGGGCAAUUUCAUAACCUUGGUACUACUGGAAAGGCGCAGGCGAAAAAACAGGAACAACAUUCCUUUAUUUCAGGUACUAGUGACUGGGCUUGUUAUCACCGAUCUGAUGGGUUCCUGUCUGAUAAACCCUAUGAUCCUAACGUCCUAUGCCACAAAUAAGACACUUAUGAGCAUGGGUGAAAACCAUAUGGUAUGCCACACGUUUGCUUUUUUGAUGGCAUUCUUUGGUUUGGUCACAAUGUUCAUUCUUUUUGCCAUGGCACUGGAGCGUUGCCUUGCCAUAGGGUUACCUUACUUUUAUAAAAGGCACAUUACAAAGAGACGUGGAAGUGUAACCUUACCUGUGGUUUAUUCCUUUUCCAUAAUAUUUUGUUCACUUCCAUUCAUGGGCAUUGGUAAAUACGUACAGUAUUACCCUGGGACCUGGUGCUUUAUCAGAAUGAAAUACGGCCACGGAAAAGGUGACCCAGAUCAUGGUGUCGCAUUUGCUCUCCUAUACGCAAGUUUAAUAGUAUUUAUUAUAAUUUCUAUUCUAAUAUGUAACUCAGUUGUGAUGGUGCACUUAAUACGAAUGCAUCAGAGGCAGAAGCUGCACAGGAUUUUAAACAGAGGACUACGAGUAAGUGUGCAUAUCUCCGUGGCAGAAGAAGUGGAUCAUCUAAUUUUGUUAAUGCUAAUGACGAUUACUUUCGUAAUUUGCUCUGCACCUUUCACAGUUCGGGCAUAUAAAGAAAUAUUUGCUCCUGAUGAAAACUGCAAAGCAGACUUAGAGGCACUCAGAUUUUUUGCCUUUAAUUCAAUUGUAGACCCAUGGGUCUUUACAAUUCUACGACCAUCUGUUCUAAGAGUCAUACGUCUUAUCUUAUGUUGUCAAAUUUCACUAAAAAGCAAAACUUCACAGACAGGCAUGCAUACUUCUAAUAAUGAGAAAACAACAGUAUUGACUAACUUAUGAAAGAUCCUUUGACUUCUUCAUAAAGAAAAUCCGGGAAGCUCUCAAUAAAUCAUUAUUUGUAAUACUUGAACAGGAAUGCGUCUUCUUACCAUCAAGCAGCAACAAGGAUCACAAUAUUGUUACACUGCAGCAUCUUUCCAAGGACCUACAUAUGUUUUUUUUUUUUUUUUUUUUAAUUAUUGCAGGAUAUAUUUUUUUGAAAAUAAUGAUUUGUUUUCAUAUUAAGAACCUGGCUUUGUAUUGCUUUAAAGGCAAACUAUAUGCUUUAUUUAAUAUGUUAAAUGUCAAGUCAAAAUAUAUUUGAUUUUAUAAAGAUGAAUAAUCUAAUUAUUUUUUUAAUGAGAGGCUUUUGUUGGUUAUGUCUGGAACCACAAACAUAUAUACUUUUACAUUUACUACUAAACCAAGGUUACAUGCAGAAACUGGUUGAUUUUUAUUUAUUAUCAUGGAAAAAAAAUGGUAGCAAUAAUUGAAAGUGAGUAACAUAAAUGUUUUCAAGGGAACUGCUAAGCAGUUGAUUAAUCUGCCAUGAUCUCCGUGGUACAGAAAUCAUACUUUUAUAGGCACUUACAUUUUUUAAUCUGGAUAAAGAAAAGUAGAAUUUUAUCUUUCACAUUACCUCUCUGUUGCAGCCACAAAUACAACAGUUGUAGCCAGACUUAUGUUCUUGUCUUUUUGAUGCAGCACAGGCUCCUAUCCACACAGAACCAACAAUCUUGCACAUUUUUAAACCUAUACAAAUCUUAGACCCUUGUAUUUAACAAAGAUGAAGUUGUAAUAAUAACACCACGUCACAGAUGAAAAUGCAAAUUCAUCUUAUUUAAGGUAAUGCUUAGUUUAUUUUUAAGCCUAAAGUUCUUCAUCAUCUAAUGGUUCUAUGCCCUGCUUAUCCUAUUGCAGACUUUUUUUACCUCACAAUUUCUAGAGAGAGUCUUACAGUGUGCGCAGUAAUAAGAUUGUCAGAUAUUUUGGAAGUAUCUGAUACAGUGAAAUAGUCAUAGUGGGAAAAGUGAGACAAAAGGUGGAUGGAGCUCUUACUGUGCUGGAUAGAAGUAUAAGGAACAGAUCAAUUAUGUAUUUAUUUAGUUAUGUAUUUAGUUAUUGACAUUUGUUUACCGGGAAAGUCUGAUGGGCUAGUAAAUGCCCAUUUUCGGUGAAGGUCCAGUGAGAAAACCUCCAGAGAGUUAGAUAACAUCAAAUAAAAUAGUAGUAUAGAUGUAAAAAAAAAAACAACAUAUACGUACAAUUUGACAGUGGAACACACAGGAUACAAUAAAGCAUGAGGAGACAACAGUGCUGCAGUAAUAAAAAAAAAUGACAAAUAUGACAAUCCGUAUAAACAAAAGUGUUAGAAGUAUAGUCUAUUAUAUUAAAAAAUAUCAACAAAAGAUUCAAGUUCCCCCCUAAGAAUGGGGAGAGGGCAGGUGUUGAAAGGUAAAGAUAGGCAGAAUGAUCUUCUUCUGGCUUUUCCCGGUUAGGGGUCACCACAGCGGAUCAACUGUCCGCUCAUGAA